AUGCCACUAGUAGACAUUAAAUCGCAGGACCAAUUCACCGAGCUAACAACUGAAAAUUCAGCAGGAAAACUCAUUACGCUAUAUUUCCACACAUCAUGGGCCGAACCCUGCAAAACGAUGAGUGCGGUGGUGACUGCGUUGAGCGAAGAGCCCGUCAACAAAGAAGUGCUGUUUCUGACGAUCAACGCAGACGACAAUGCGGAAAUUGCUGAAUUAUUCGACGUGACAUCGGUGCCAUAUUUCGUGAUGAUCAGAAACGGUACCAUCUUGCACGAAAUUUCCGGUGCUGAUCCUAAGGAAUUCGUCAAGGUGUUAAGCAGAUUUAACGGUAGUCUUGCUCCACAAGCGUCAGCUUCGUCGUCUUCAGCAGGCCAGGGCACUAAAGCAGGGGCUCUGGGGUCCAACAACGGCGAAGACGAGGAAGAAGAGGAAGAAGAAGAAGAAGAGGGAGAAAGUGAGGAAGAACUAAUAGAACGUCUCAAGAAAUUGACUCAGGCUGCUCCAGUGAUGCUUUUCAUGAAAGGCACACCGUCCGAGCCCAAAUGCGGCUUUUCUAGACAAAUGGUGGGCAUUCUACGCGAAUACCAGGUGAGAUUUGGGUUUUUCGACAUAUUGAAGGACGACUCUGUCAGACAGGGUUUGAAAAAAUUCUCAGACUGGCCAACUUUCCCCCAGCUGUACAUCAGCGGUGAGUUUCAAGGUGGUCUUGACAUCAUAAAAGAAUCGCUCGAAGAAGACGCAGAAUUCUUCCAGAAUGCAAUGAAUGCUUGA
Messenger RNA from Lachancea lanzarotensis, 771 nucleotides. RefSeq names its product LALA0S07e06810g1_1. Gene Ontology annotation, molecular function: 2 iron, 2 sulfur cluster binding. The coding region runs from base 1 to 771 and encodes 256 amino acids. NCBI's taxonomy places the organism in Eukaryota, Fungi, Ascomycota, Saccharomycetes, Saccharomycetales, Saccharomycetaceae. The transcript has a single exon. The record is from RefSeq and is a predicted model, not a curated record.